AUGGAGAAAAAGACACUUUGGAUACUCGGUUUGUUCCUGCUGAUUUUAAGCAGUGUUUUAGAGACUUCUAACAGUUUAGUGGAGUGUUUGGAAUCAACCCGGAGUUAUGACUACACUAAAUAUCACCCCAUGGAUGAGAUAUACAGAUGGAUGGGGGAUGUGGAGCGAGGGAACCCAGAGCUGGUCUCCUCUGCUGUCUAUGGACACACUUUUGAAGGAAGAAAUAUCACACUACUGAAGUUGGGACUAGAAAACCCAGAUGGCAAAGAAAAGAGGGUUAUAUGGGUGGACUGUGGUAUCCAUGCUCGGGAGUGGAUUGCUCCUGCCUUCUGUCAGUGGUUUGUCAAAGAGAUCGUGCACUCUUAUAAAACCAACAAGAAGCUGGAGCAGAUGCUGCAGAACCUUGACAUCUAUGUGACCCCUGUGAUCAACGUGGAUGGAUACAUGUUCACCUGGGCCAAUGACAGUACUCGUCUGUGGAGAAAGUCUCGUUCAACGCCUCCUCCUGGCAGCAGCUGUUAUGGUGUUGACCUCAACAGGAAUUUCAAUGCCAACUGGGGAACGGUUGGUGUGUCAUUCGACAGCUGUUCGAACACCUACUGUGGGAAGUCUGCAGGGUCAGAGCCAGAGGCUAAAGCUGUGAUGGACUUUGUUGGUAGGAUGUUUAACCAGACUCUGUGUUUCCUCACAAUCCACUCUGCUGGGCAGCUUAUACUGCUGCCAUAUGGCCACCCUGAGAUCUCUGCACCAAACUACAAUGAACUGGUAUCAGUGGGUGAGGCAGCAGCAGCAGAGAUGAAGAAGGUACAUGGGAUGGACUACACUGUAGGAACAUCUCCACAAAUCCUCUAUCCAAACUCAGGCUCAAGCCGCGACUGGGCUCGUCUCAGUGGCAUCCCAUUCUCUUAUACCUUUGAGCUGAGAGACACAGGUGAGUUCAGCCAUUUGCUUCCAGAGGAGCAGAUCCAGCCGGCCUGCGAGGAGGCCUACACAGGAGCUCUCUCCAUCGUCACAUAUGUUCACGACAAGACCUUCAACAGCGGUACCCUCCCUAAUGCUGGGGGCGCUGUGAUCAUAUGGAGCAUGGCCGUGUCUUUCACCACAGGGGUUUUGGUAUAA
This is a messenger RNA of Plectropomus leopardus (leopard coralgrouper), 1119 nucleotides long. RefSeq names its product carboxypeptidase O-like. NCBI's taxonomy places the organism in Eukaryota, Metazoa, Chordata, Actinopteri, Perciformes, Serranidae. Gene Ontology annotation, biological process: proteolysis. Gene Ontology annotation, molecular function: metallocarboxypeptidase activity; zinc ion binding. The record is from RefSeq and is a predicted model, not a curated record.